Adineta ricciae is the source of this 4176-nucleotide messenger RNA. The record is from the annotation of a GenBank genome assembly. NCBI's taxonomy places the organism in Eukaryota, Metazoa, Rotifera, Eurotatoria, Adinetida, Adinetidae.
AUGCAAUAUCAACAAAAAUUACUUACGAAGACGUCCAGAUUAGCUAUCAAUGGACCAUUGCAAGGACGAACAAUAGCUCUUGAUCUGGACUAUUCUCGUGCUAAUGACUUUCCUGCUGAUUAUGAUACUGAUCUGGAAUCUGCAUGGUCAAAUCCAAAAUUGUUUGCUGAUGGAGAUGAUUUUUCGUGGAGUACAAUAGAGAAGAAUCGAAAUCUUUAUUAUCAAAAACAAGCACAGAACCAAGUCAGCCAACAAACAAAUCAAUCACUUGCCUUCUUAACGUCCGCACUGAAUAAUCAUUUGAAUAUCGGCCAAAACUUCACUAUCAAUGCAUCAUCGGUUUUUAUGUCAUUACAAGUAAUGUCGACGGAAUCUCUUUCAAAUCAAAUCAUCAAACCAAUUAACAAUGCGCAAAUUCAACUUCCAUCCACUAUUCAGUCAAACGAUCGUUCAGUAUCACUUCGAUCAAUUGUUCAACCACUGGCACCAGCAGAUCAGUCACGUUCAUAUACAAAUCUUUCCAGAACCAUUUCCCUUUCGGUUCUUGAUCGAAACGGAAACGAACUUUCAUAUCCAACAUCAUCCAAUAAUCCAUAUCGAUUUGUGAUUCCACGAGAUUCAAAUCUCAUUCUUCCGUCGAUGGUAUCACAAAAUGUUACUUCAAUGAACAGCAUUCAGCAAGAUCUUCUGUUCAAUCUGCAUUAUGUUGAUUUAUCUCAAUCGAAUGGUGUGUCUGUAUCGGUUCAUAUAGAAAUGAAACCAUUAAAUCCAAGUCUCGGUUAUUUAUUAAUUUAUAAAUUUGACAGUUCCCCAGUAUUGAACAGUUCAAUGUCUCAAAUUGAUAAAUGGUCCUUAUUUUGUCCUUCAAAUUUGACCAGUGACAACAUGUAUACUUAUUUUAUCAAUAAUCAACUAACAAACAACCAUGAAUCGCUGAUCUUUGGUUUACGUGAACUGAACUCGACCGAAAUGCUUCAGUAUUGUUCAACUCCAUCGACCAAUCCGCCCAUCACUAACGAACCAUUCCAUUUUACAUCGAAUUAUGAACUUCGCCUGUACACGUCCGGUUGUUACUACCUUGAUUCAAAUAAUCAAUGGCAAUCCGAUGGUGUGAUUGUCGGCCCAUUGACAAAUGUGAAUGAAACAGAAUGCUUAUCGACUCAUUUAACAACGUUUGCAGGUGGAUUUCUUGUGUUACCAGCGCCUAUCAACUGGAAUUAUGUCUUCGCAAAUGCAGAUUUCAAUCGCAACAAAACAAUUUAUAUUACCGUAAUUUGCGUUUCUAUUCUUUAUCUACUUAUAAUGACCUAUGCACGCUAUAAGGAUAGAAAGGACAUUGAAAAAUUAGGAGUGCUUGCAUUGGAAGAUAACUGUAAGGAAGAUCAGUAUUGCUAUCAAAUCAUUGUCUUCACUGGAAAUCGAAAGAAUGCAGGAACCAAAUCUCGAGUUCAUUUCAUUCUUGCUGGUGAUGAAGAUGAAACACAAGUUCGAACCUUCAAUCAUUCUAAGCGUCAGAUAUUUCAACGUGGCCAAGUAGAUUCAUUUGUCAUGACUGUUCCUAAAUCUUUGGGAAAACUGAAUUAUAUUCGUAUUUGGCAUAACAAUCAAGAUAAUUCAUCAUGGUUUCUGAAAUAUUUGAUCGUUCGUGAUUUACAAACAUUGGAAAAGUCGUACUUUAUUUUUCAACGAUGGUUUGCCAUUGACAAAGAUGAUGGACGUAUCGAACGUCUUUUACCCGUGUCAGGCAAAUUGCAAAUGGAUAAAUUUGCGUAUAUUCUUUCCAAGCAAACCUAUUAUAAUAUCUCUGAAGAUCAUCUCUGGUUCUCGAUCUUUACUCGUCCACCAUCGAAUAAAUUCACACGUGUUCAACGAUGUACCUGCUGUUUCGUGUUACUACUCACUUCAAUGCUGUUAAACAUCCUCUACUAUGAUCAAAAGAAUGACGCAAAAAGUAGCACCGGUGGAAAGAGUAGUCUGUCGUUUGGUCCAUUGUACAUCACACCUGAACAGAUUGGAAUUGGUAUUAUUGUUGAGUUGUUGGUAUUCAUUCCAAGUUUAUGCCUCAUUCAGUUCUUUCGACGUAUUCAACCGAGCCGAACACCAGUUUCACCUCUGCGUCAAACGCUUUCUCAAAUCAAAUCAAUACCUACGAUUUCAUCCGACAAACCGAAUACUAAGAAGUCAUUCCGAUUGACAUUUCCGUGGUGGUGUCUAUUCCUUGCAUAUGGUUUGUCAUUUACCAUAGCUUUCGUGUCGGUCUUCUUCAUCAUUGUUCGUGGAAUCGAAUUUGGCGAUUUGAAAACUCAAAAAUGGUUGACUUCGUUGAUUAGUGGUUUCUUUUCAUCAAUUCUUCUUCUUGAACCAGUCAAGAUUUGUGCAUUAACAGUGUUCUUUGCUUGCUUUAUUCGUACUUCUGAUAAAGAUAAACAAGCAAAUGAAUACUUAGAUGAUGAAGCACAAUUUGAUCUGAAUAACGAUGAAGAAUAUUUACAAUCAAGAAAACAAGGUCGCUCUUCAUCAUUCAUCUCUCGAUCGCAAUUGCAAUUCAGUCCAUUGAGUGAAUGGGAGUUAGAGUUUCUACGCGAAAAACGUUCACGAGAGAAGAAAAUGCAAUCGAUUAUGCGAGAAGUUCUUUCUUAUAUUUGUUUUCUUGUUCUUCUCAAUGUUGUCAUCUAUUCCAAUCAAGUUGACCAUCAAUUCGAACAAGUCAAUCAUCUGAGAAAAUAUCUUGUUAACUUAAGAGGCAAUGAGGAGAUUUCAACCAUCGAUGAGUAUUGGAACUGGUUGGAAACCGAUUUCGUUGAAAAGAUUCGCGCGCAAGACUGGUACAACGGUGAUCCACCUCGAAAUCUCUCGGGUUACUUCGAUGACAAAACAAAUCGACUGAUUGGAUGGGUCAGAAUGAGACAAAUACGAGUCAAAUCUGAACCAUGCUCACAGUGGAAUUCUUCGUGUGAAUAUGAUUUGGGUUUAUUAAAUGAAGAGAAGCGUUCAUUCCAACCAGGAUGGAUGAAUCAAACCAUUCAAUUAUCGAAUUUGUCAAUUGACAAAGCGUUUCAAUAUACAGAUGAUGGUUAUGUCUAUGAAUUUCGUGGUCGACUAUCCACUCUUCGAAGUAAUCUUUCCGUACUUCAUCAAUUCAGUUGGAUUGACAAGCAAACGAGAGUUAUUGAAAUCCAGUUGAACUUGUUUAAUCCAAACGUGAAUUUGUUCGCUUCAGUGAAACUUCAAACAGAUUUUCAAUCAACUGGAAGCAUACGAUUUCAAUCUUAUAUCAAUCCGUUUUCAUUUCAAAUGAUGUCAACCCUAUCUGAAUUGCUUUGUAGCAUUGCCUACUUGAUGUUUAUCAUUUAUAUGAUGAUCGAAAUAAUUCAAUCAAUCAGACGAAUGAAAAUCAAGUAUUUUCACGAUGUUUGGUCUUAUAUCAACAUGGGUAUCAUCAUUUGUUCCUGGACUAGUCUGUUAAUCUUCGGAUUGAAAUAUCAAGAAUCAAAAGCAAUCGGAAAGUUCUUCAAGGAAACCAAUGGAUAUGAUUAUAUUGAUUUAGAAUAUGCAGUUAGUUUAGAUCAAUUAUUGAAAAAUUUUCUCAGCCUCGCUCUGUUUCUUGGUUGGAUCAAAUUUGUUCGCCUUUGUCGGUUCAAUCGUCGUAUCAGUCUCUUCAUUCAAACACUUCAACAUGCUAGCAGAGCACUCUGGUCAUUCUCCUUGAUGUUCGGAGUCAUCUUCAUCGCAUUUCUUUGCUUAUUCUACUUAUUAUUCAUAUCAAAAUUAUCAACAUGUGCGGAUCUUUAUCGAACAGCGAUAAUGUUGUAUGAAAUGGUCCUGAUGAACUUUGAUGCACAUGAGUUGAUCAAUGGUUCAUCAUUUCUCGGUCCAUUUGUUUUUACUCUAUUUAUUCUUAUCGCCGUAUUCAUUUGUUUGAGUAUGUUUCUCACGAUUAUCAACGAAAGCUUUCGUUAUGCUCGGGACAAUCUUAAAUCUCAACGAACAGAGGACGAGAUUAUCUUUACAUUUAUGAUGAAACGAUUUCAAUGUUGGAUUGGAAUAUCUAAUGAUUCACAUGAACGUGAUGGCAUGAUGCGAGAGAAAUAUUAUACCCCAACCGAUGCAUUCCCGAAUAAAGUCGAUCAGCUAUUGACUGCAUUGGAUCGAAUUUACACAAAUCAACGACAAUGA